AUGCAAGGCUGCGGCGUUACGUACGAAUCAGAUGAGCUGUCCAAACCUGAGACAAACAAAAUCUACGAUGCGGACGGCGAGCUUCAGUUCGGUAGCAAGAUACUUCUUAUGAUCGCAGCUCCAUACGUCCUUGACCCACCCGGUUGCUUUAACAAUGUCUUUGUUGACGGCAUAGUCAAGAAUGUGGGAGAUCUUAGCGACUCGGUGGUGGCGUCGAGAACAUCUCACUUUGUCACACUGAAGUUAGAAAGCAAACGCAUGAGACCUGGGGAAACGUUACGCCAGACCCCGCCGUUGGAGUGCCGAUGUGUCACCAUCAAGGGGGCCAUUCUUUCCACCAUCCGGAUUGAGAACUACUACGCCAAGUAA
Messenger RNA from Babesia bigemina, 369 nucleotides. RefSeq lists its product as hypothetical. Lineage: Eukaryota; Apicomplexa; Aconoidasida; Piroplasmida; Babesiidae. The record is from RefSeq and is a predicted model, not a curated record. The transcript is spliced from 2 exons. Bases 1 to 369 code for a protein of 122 amino acids.